UGGUGUGUGCUAUAAAACCUCAUCUGCACACAUAAACAGCUAAAAGAUUGCUGAGCGAAGUUUGUGAACCUGAGGAAGCUGCAAGCUGCAGGCGAAGCACGUUGUUCGUUUGAAAUAACGUCACAACUACACCAGAGAUGUUGCAAGGAAAAAGUUGGAUCCAAGAUUGCGUCCUGCUUGUGCUGGUCAUGUUAUGCAGUCAAACUGCUCACUGCCAAGAUCAACACAGAGGUUCUACACACCUGGAAGACCUGAGACUCAUUCUGGUUGGAAAAACUGGAGCAGGAAAGAGUGCUUCUGGAAACACCAUCCUGGACCGGGAAGAUGCCUUUAAAGCGAGCAUGUCACCUGAGUCUGUGACUAAAGGCUGUAAUAGAGAAGAAGUACACGAUUAUGACAGGGAUAUUGUUGUCAUUGACACCCCAGGGCUGUUUGACACAAACUACACACAAGCAGAUCUGAAAGUAAAAAUUGAGGAGUGUAUUAAUCAGUCAGUUCCCGGACCUCAUGCCUUUCUGCUAGUGAUCAGUCUGAAGUCAAGAUUCACAGAUGAGGAGAAGGCAGCUGUGAAGUGGAUCCAGGAUAAUUUUGGCACAGAUGCUUCUCUAUAUACCAUUGUCCUAUUCACACAUGCUGACUUGCUAGAUGGGAAAUCUGUGGAAGACUUCAUAGAAGAGAGCAAUGAUCUACGCAGAUUGAUCAACCAGUGCGGGGGGAGAUACUAUUCGCUGGUCAAUGACAAGAGGCGGAGCACAAUGCAGGUCCAAAACCUUCUAAAGAUGAUAGACAAAAUGGUGAAGCUUAAUGGAGGAAAACACUACACCAAUGAGAUGUACCAGGAAGCCCAGAAAAAACUUAAAGAGGAGAUGAAAAAGAAGAAGAAGGAGAAAGAACAAAUGUGGAAGGAAGAGGAAGAGAGGAUCAGAGAGGAGGAGAAAAUUAUUGCUCGUUGUAAAAUGAUGGCUCUUGCUUCUGUAGCAGUUUUUGGCACAGGAGCAUACUAUGCCUCUUAUGCUCUCAUGACUGCGGGUGCAGCUCUUGGAGUCACUCAAGGUUUUAAUUGCACUAUGGAUAUGUUUUUUAUGUCAACAAUACCACUACGAGAAAAGAAGCAGAGAACUCUACCUCGGUCUGAUGGGUGUGGUCUGAAUAACUUUGACGCUCUGGAUUUGUCUGGAGGGCUAAGAAUAGUCCUGGUGGGCAAGACCGGUUCAGGGAAGAGUGCAACAGGAAACACCAUCCUUGGUAGGGCUGCCUUCAAAGAAGACCCGAGCCCUGUGUCUGUCACCAAACACUGUGAGACACAGAGUGGGGAGGUGGACGGGACUGUAGUCCAGGUCAUUGACACUCCAGGUCUGUUUGAUACAGGCAUCACAGAGGAAGAGUUAAAAACAAGAAUAGAGGAGUGCGUCAAGAUGUCGGUGCCCGGCCCUCAUGCCUUCCUCCUGGUGAUCAGGCUUGGGGUAAGGUUCACAGAGGAGGAGAGAAAUGCUGUGAAGUGGAUCCAGGAUAACUUUGGAGACGAUGCCUCCAUGUACACGAUCAUGUUGUUUACGUGUAAGGAUCAGGCUAAAGCUGACAAUGCUCUGAAGGAGUGCAAGGAGUUGAGGAGACUCUCAAUUACAUUUGGACGCAGAUACCAUGCCUUCAACAACAAUGAUGCAGAUGACCGCAUGCAGGUCAAAGAACUGGUCACCAUGGUCAAGGAAAUGGUACAUGAUAAUGGAGGGAAACACUACACAAAUGAGAUGUAUGAGAAAGCUCAGAGAAAGCUGAGAGAAGAGGAGGAGCUGAAGAAACAAGAGGAGGAAAAGCAGAAAGAGGAGGAGAAGAAAAUGUGGGAUGAAGAGAGGGAGAAGAUGGAGAAAGAGAGAGAAAAGAAGAAAAAGGCCAAACGAAAGAACAUACGUGUAGCCUCCGCUGCUGCUGUGGUGUUGGUAUUAGCUGGGGUGGUUAUAGCAGUGGGAGCUGACACCACAGUGGCUCUGGCUCUAGGAGCUCCUGCACUUGUCCUGGGAGUGUUAUGUGGCUUAGCUGCCAUUUGUUUAUGGAAAGGAAUGACAUGUAAACCUAAAGCAAAUGUUCCAGUAUAACUAGGCAAUGUCAUGUGACAAGGACAUGUUGAUCCACCUGCAGUAUGUGACGCUGAAUAUAGAAAUCUUACAAAAACAGCACAUAUUACUUUUUACUGUUAGAACUAAUCAAUUGAUCUUAUGUUGUGCUCACCUUUUCUGCCUUCUGCUUUUGAAACAUUUUGUACAACAUUGUAGUAACAGGAGUAUGUGGAUUUAAAGUGGAAAUAGACAACUUCUUUGCUUUAACUUGUCAUUAUGAAGGAAAUGUUGAUUACACAAUGUAAUGGCUAUAGAAUAAUGGCAUCAUUAGCCUUUUGAUUGAAUACCUAUAAGCCUUGCUUUCACUAUGCAAUUCUAUCUGCUACCAGGUUAGAUAUCCCAGGAAAAUGAAGGGCCUAUUUACAGCACAAGGAAGUGCGUCAACCACUUCACAACCAGAAGAGGAACACUUCUGCAAUUUUGUUUUUUCCCUGGUAGCUAUUAGUAGCUAUAUCUCAUAAUAAUUUGUUUGGUGGCCAACCUCUUUCUAUUGUCUUAUUGCUAUAUGAUAAAUUUGUAAUAUUGCACAGACAAAUCUCAUUACACACUACUUUUAUGUGUGUAAGUUAUGUGCAUGCUGCAUUUUAGUUGCAUUGAGUAUGCUACCUGAAUAAAUGUGUGUGACAAAAAUACAACUUGAAAAUGCUGAGGGGGAGUUGUCUGUUUCCACUUUAAUGCGGACAGUUAACAAACGGUAUGAAAUGCAAAACUUGUUUUCUUUUUUUUUCUUUUUUUUUGGUGUAAGUCUUUGUUAUGUAUAAAAC
Molecule: messenger RNA, 2878 nt
Organism: Scomber japonicus (chub mackerel)
Lineage: Eukaryota; Metazoa; Chordata; Actinopteri; Scombriformes; Scombridae
Exons: 6
Coding region: 138-2093 (651 amino acids)
Molecular function (GO): GTP binding
Source: RefSeq, a predicted model, not a curated record